This is a messenger RNA of Erinaceus europaeus (western European hedgehog), 759 nucleotides long. It is a transcript of the gene UFC1, whose product is annotated as ubiquitin-fold modifier conjugating enzyme 1. The record is from RefSeq and is a predicted model, not a curated record. NCBI's taxonomy places the organism in Eukaryota, Metazoa, Chordata, Mammalia, Eulipotyphla, Erinaceidae. Gene Ontology annotation, molecular function: UFM1 conjugating enzyme activity. The transcript has 6 exons. Gene Ontology annotation, biological process: protein K69-linked ufmylation. The coding region runs from base 109 to 612 and encodes 167 amino acids. Gene Ontology annotation, cellular component: cytoplasm.
GUAAAGUUCGUACUGCCCUCCCCCAUGUUCCCAAAGUAAAGAUGGCGGCGCCCAGCGUGUGAAAUGCUGGUGACGGUACUUCCGCCCCUCCUUGUUCCCUGACCUAAAAUGGCGGACGAAGCCACUCGGCGGGUGGUGUCUGAGAUCCCGGUGCUGAAAACCAACGCUGGACCUCGAGAUCGUGAGCUGUGGGUGCAGCGACUCAAGGAGGAGUACCAGUCGCUUAUCCGGUAUGUAGAGAACAACAAGAAUGCUGACAAUGACUGGUUCCGUCUGGAGUCCAACAAGGAAGGGACUCGGUGGUUUGGAAAAUGCUGGUACAUCCAUGACCUCCUCAAAUAUGAGUUUGACAUCGAGUUUGACAUUCCUAUCACAUACCCCACUACUGCUCCAGAAAUCGCAGUCCCUGAACUGGAUGGAAAAACAGCAAAAAUGUACAGGGGUGGCAAAAUAUGUCUGACUGAUCACUUCAAGCCUUUGUGGGCCAGGAACGUGCCCAAGUUUGGACUAGCACAUCUCAUGGCUCUAGGGCUGGGUCCAUGGCUGGCAGUGGAAAUCCCUGAUCUGAUACAGAAGGGCAUGGUUCAGCAUAAAGAGAAGUGCAGCCCCUGAAGGAUGAAGCCACCAGAGCAUAAUGGACGGACCUCUGACAGGCAACAAUCUUGCACAGCACAUCCAGCCGCUUUACUUCUAUUGCUCCCCCCCACCACACAUGCACACAACAUAAUUGUUACUCAGUAGCUGCAGCAAUUGUUGCUA